CCUUAAAGAUGAUAUUCCUAAUAAUAACGGACUAGAGUUAUUUUGUGUGUGUGAUUUGAGAGUCAAGUUUAGUGUCUUACAAGUGUUUUUCCCUCUCUCCCUCAGAUUUGGAUCAUACAGCAGAUGUCCAGUUACACGCAUGGGGAGAUACUCUGGAGGAAGCAUUCGAGCAAUGUGCAAUGGCCAUGUUUGGUUACAUGACAGAUACUGGGACAGUGGAGCCCCUCCAAACAGUAGAAGUAGAAACUCAAGGAGAUGACUUACAGUCUCUUCUGUUUCACUUUUUGGAUGAAUGGCUUUAUAAGUUCAGUGCUGAUGAAUUCUUCAUACCCCGGGAAGUGAAAGUACUUAGCAUUGAUCAAAGAAAUUUCAAAUUACGAUCAAUUGGGUGGGGAGAAGAAUUUUCAUUGUCCAAGCACCCUCAGGGAACAGAAGUCAAAGCAAUAACAUACUCAGCCAUGCAGGUCUAUAAUGAAGAGAAGCCGGAAGUUUUUGUGAUCAUUGACAUUUAAGACACCAAAAAAGAAAAGACUUCUAUGAAGAA
Molecule: messenger RNA, 544 nt
Organism: Nomascus leucogenys (northern white-cheeked gibbon)
Lineage: Eukaryota; Metazoa; Chordata; Mammalia; Primates; Hylobatidae
Product: protein archease-like
Exons: 6
Coding region: 180-512 (110 amino acids)
Biological process (GO): tRNA splicing, via endonucleolytic cleavage and ligation
Cellular component (GO): tRNA-splicing ligase complex
Source: RefSeq, a predicted model, not a curated record